AUGAUGCACCACUUCGCCAGCGCAGUGUACAAACGCGCCACCGAGGGCCAGCAGCCAAACGAUCUGCCCCCGUGGUCUGUUGCAGUCUUCCUCGCUGACUUCAUUGUCUUCCUUCCCGUCCUUCUCCUUUUGACCUACACCCUCCAGCAGGUCUACCCCAUCUUCACCAUCGUCGAGGAUGAGAACCCCCCGGCUUACGACCCGGUUAACCUCAACGAGGACGAAGCCGCCGAUGUUCCCGGCGUCGGCCCCAUCCCGUCCAAGGUCACCGGCGGCCGCCCCACCACCGUCACCUCCUCCCUCCGCUCCAUCAACCGCCUCCUGAUGGCCAACGGCGGCUGGCGCGCAAACUUCCGCGGCUUCUUCUGCAUGGUUGCCCAGGCUCUGGCCACUGGCGCCCUCUACGGCAUCUUCUCCGCCUUCCUCCCCAACAUCCUCGCCUCCGUCGCGACCCUCCUCGCCGCCCUGUCGCUCGUCCAGCUCAGCACCGCUUGGGUCCACAUCGUCAUCACUCCCCAGUCCCCUCUGCACUUCUGGUCUCGCCUCCCUCCCUUCAAGCGCACCUUCGAAGCCACCGCCCGCCCCGUCGCCGCCUUCUGGCUCGCCUCCCUGGUCGCCACCUGGGUCCCCAUCGCCGUCGGCUGGGCUCUCGGCCUCGACCUCCCCAACUUCCGCUUCGGCGCCCCCACGACCACCGUCCCCGGCACCGAGGGCAGCCCCAGCGACGCCUGGAAGAGCGUCGUCAUCACGCUCAUCAGCCUCGCGUUCCACGUUCUGGUCGUCAUCCCCGCCGAGGUCGUCCUCGUCCGUGUCCAGGCUUCGCUGCUCCCUGAGGAGGCCGACACCGUCAUCCCCUUCGACCGCUCCUUCGAGGGCAAGGUCGAGCCCCGCGUCGUCGGCGGCAAGGGCUAUGCCACCAUGGCCGUCGCCUGGGCCACCUACUCGCGCGCUGCCUGGAAGCGCCUUGUCAUCCUCUACGUCAAGAUCUUCGCCGUCUGCAUCGUGACCUUCCUUGUGAUGGCGGCCAUCGUUGUGCCUGAGGUUAUUCUCAUGAUGAAGGCUUCCAAGCACUAA
Colletotrichum siamense is the source of this 1074-nucleotide messenger RNA. RefSeq lists its product as uncharacterized. Lineage: Eukaryota; Fungi; Ascomycota; Sordariomycetes; Glomerellales; Glomerellaceae. The coding region runs from base 1 to 1074 and encodes 357 amino acids. The transcript is spliced from 2 exons. The record is from RefSeq and is a predicted model, not a curated record.